CCCCGCCCACCGCCACAUCGGGUGAGCGGGGCGGCGGCGGCGGUUUUCCAGUCUACUGGUGAGGGCCGAGCGCGCAGUAUCGCCGACGACAGCCGCUGAAGAACGCUGAACGGACGCUCACGACUGAACCGACACAAUUCACAGAAUGAACCGGCCCGCCACGGCGCAGACGAGGAACGAACAGGAGAUGAUGGACAAGUCCAAGCGGGCCCUGGAGACGGCCACCGACCCCAUGGAGAAGCUGCGCCUCCAGCUGCUCUCCAGAGGAUCCACCGGCAUCAUGGGCUUCGGCAGGAUCUUCCGUCGGAUGGAUGACGACAAGAACAGAUCCCUCAACAUGGAGGAGUUCAGUGAGGGGAUGCGCGACUCGGGCCUCAACCUCAGCGCCGACGAGCUCGCGCAGCUCUUCAAGGCCUUCGACAAGGACAACUCUGGCAGCAUCAACUUCGAUGAGUUCCUGGAGAACAUCCGACCCCCGAUGUCGGCCGCGCGGAAAAAGGUGCUGAUGGAGGCGUUCAACAAGAUGGACACCAGCGGCGACGGCGUGCUCAGUCUGGAAGACAUCCGCAAGACGUACAACGUCGACAAGCACCCCAAGUUCCUCAGCGGUGAGCUGACCAAGGACCAGAUCCUCACGCAGUACCUCAACAACUUCGAGAAGAACGGCACCAAAGACGGCAAGGUCACUAAGGACGAGUUUAUCGACUACUACUCAGGUGUGAGCGCCUCUAUUGACACCGACGCCUACUUCGACCUAAUGAUCCGUAACGCGUACAAGUUGUAGGUGCCGUCUGCUGUGCCUCCGCCACUGUGCGUGCCGUCCGCGCUCCGCCGCGCCGCUCCGCCUCUCAGGAGCUGAUGUUUCUUCUGACGAGCUUUAUCGGCAGCCGUGUGCCCUCGUGGGCAGCUGUCGCCGUCCUGUCUGAUGGUGACGAACGGGAGCGUCCUGAACCCCGCGCUGAUGACUGUAAUUGUCGAAACAAGUGCGCAGGGAGCCACCCAGUCGCCAUUUUGUGUCCAACACAGUCGGGGCGAUCUGUGUCGAGACAGAUGGAGAUGGCAUUUCUGAGGCUUCCCGUGGAGUGGGGUCGAAAUGAACGGAUACUUCGCUGCCAGGUGCUCUAUAUAUCGUGCGAUGGCUUUGGAUGUGUAAUAAAAGUCAACAGUGGACUCUGGCGAGUCGACCUGAGGCUCUAA
Molecule: messenger RNA, 1197 nt
Organism: Amphibalanus amphitrite
Lineage: Eukaryota; Metazoa; Arthropoda; Thecostraca; Balanomorpha; Balanidae
Product: calcyphosin-like protein
Exons: 5
Coding region: 146-784 (212 amino acids)
Molecular function (GO): calcium ion binding
Source: RefSeq, a predicted model, not a curated record